Messenger RNA from Racocetra fulgida, 165 nucleotides. The record is from the annotation of a GenBank genome assembly. NCBI's taxonomy places the organism in Eukaryota, Fungi, Glomeromycota, Glomeromycetes, Diversisporales, Gigasporaceae.
GUUGUAUACUGGCACGAUCGAUUCCGAAUAUUGGCAAUUGGACUGUGUUCACUUCUGUGCAGUUGGAAAAGUUACAAAAACAUAAAAUUAAAAAACCUACUCCAUAUUUCUCAACUUCUACGAAGCCAAAUUCUAAUUGGCAGAUACCAUUACCAAACUCAGAAA